This is a messenger RNA of Saprolegnia parasitica CBS 223.65, 546 nucleotides long. RefSeq lists its product as hypothetical. NCBI's taxonomy places the organism in Eukaryota, Oomycota, Saprolegniomycetes, Saprolegniales, Saprolegniaceae. The record is from RefSeq and is a predicted model, not a curated record. The annotation marks the transcript as partial. The transcript has 3 exons.
AUGGCGCCAACAACAACGUUCACGCGCGAGGGGUCGUACGCCAAGUUCUCGGAGGCUGCGAAAGCGCGGCACGGCCCGCUUGGGUACAUGGCCCGCGGCUACGAGAAGCUUUUGCAGCAGUCCAAGACCUUGUGCGUGCGCCUGAGUCUCGUGCUUGGCGGUCUUUUGCUGCUCUUGCCCGCCGUUUUGACCCUGCUAUUUAUCUGCUGGAAGGUCGACGGUGUGAUCGACUGGAGCUGGGCCACGGUGCUGGUGUUUGUAUGGAUGUACGACGUUCUGGCCUGCAACGGCACGCUCGCGUGGCUCUGCGGCUUUCUCUUGCAUCUGUUUGUGGCGCUGCGCCUGGAUGGGCACGUCGACUGGUCCUGGAUCUGCGUCUUCAUCCCGUCCUUCGUCGCGAUUCUCGACUGGAGUGGCUCGAGCGAUGGCUGCUAUGCGCUCCAGCUCAUUUUUCUCGGGCUCCAACUCGAUCACACGGUCACGUGGUCGUGGCUCGUUGUUUUUAUCCCGACGUGGGUGCCGUCAAUCAUCGGUGGCCUCAUCUUC